UGAGACAAAUUCGCCGAGAAUAUAGUUUCCCUUGCUCGAGACAAAGCGAGAAUAUGUACUCCCUGCCUCCUGGAACGCUUCGGACUCGGAGACCUACCUCGGCGAUUUGUAACUUUGCUUUCCAUGGGCAGGCUCGUACGGGUAUUCUCCAUAUCCGGGGCCUUCCCCACAUGUGGCAAAUCCGCGAUCUCUGCUCUUUCCAUCCAUCCACCACCAUCGAAAUGUCAGGAAAAGCUGCUCUCCUCCAAAAGCACGACGACGACGUCGUCAUCGUCAGCGCUGUGCGUUCUGCCAUCACCAAGGGCAAAAAAGGUGGCUUUAAGGACACCAAACCGGAGCUUAUCCUCUCGCACGUCCUCCGCGCUGCCUACACGAAGGCAAACCUCGACCCCAAGCUCAUAGAGGACAUCUCAGUCGGCAACGUCCUUCCUCCCGGUGGUGGAGCUUCAGCAGCUCGCAUGGCCGCCCUCCACGCUGGAAUCCCCGUCGAAACCUCGAUCAACACCGUCAACCGUCAAUGCUCUUCAGGUCUGACCGCCAUCAACCAGAUUGCGAACCAGAUCCGCGUUGGACAGAUUGACAUUGGUAUUGGUGCUGGUGUCGAGUCGAUGACCCACGGCUACGGUGCUGCUGCCGCUCCCGAUGUCUCGGAGGAGAUCCUCGAGAACCAGGACGCCGCUGACUGCCUCUUGCCCAUGGGCAUCACCUCGGAGAACGUCGCCAAGGACUACGGCAUCUCUCGUCGCGUCCAGGACGAAUUCGCUGCCGCCUCGUUCCAGAAGGCUGCUGCUGCCAACAAGGCCGGCAAGUUCAAGGACGAGAUUGUACCAAUCACCACCAAGAUCUUCGACCCGAAGACGGAGAAGGAGACGACAAUCGUUGUUGACCAAGACGAUGGCAUUCGGGAUGGUGUCACUGCUGAGAGCUUGUCGAAGCUGAAGCCUGCGUUCUCGAAGGAUGGUUCGACCCAUGCUGGUAACGCGUCCCAGGUGUCCGACGGUGCUGCUGCUGUUCUCCUCGCCCGCCGAUCUGUGGCCAAGCGCCUCGGCCUGCCCAUUGUCGGUAAAUUCGUCAACGCUGCCGCCGUCGGUGUCCCUCCACGCAUCAUGGGUGUGGGCCCUGCGUACGCCAUCCCACGGGUGCUUGACCUGGUUGGCAUCACUCUGGACGACGUCGACUUCUACGAAAUCAACGAGGCCUUCGCUAGCCAGGCCGUCUUCAGCGUACAACACCUGAAGAUUCCCUUCGAGAAGGUCAACCUGAAUGGCGGCGCCAUUGCCAUCGGCCAUCCUCUCGGCUGCACCGGUGCUCGCCAGGUGGCAACUGGCCUCAAUAUCUCGAAGCAAACUGGCAAGAAGGUCUUCGUCACCAGCAUGUGCAUCGGCUCCGGUAUGGGUAUGGCUGCUGUUUUCGUCAGUGAGCAAUAAA
Molecule: messenger RNA, 1428 nt
Organism: Cyclocybe aegerita
Lineage: Eukaryota; Fungi; Basidiomycota; Agaricomycetes; Agaricales; Hemipholiotaceae
Source: the annotation of a GenBank genome assembly